CAUAUCCUUUUUAGCCCUUGUCAAAAUAGCCAUGCUUUUCGCCUAGACUCAGUAUAAUUCUAUUCGCAGUGUACGAAAACCAUAAAAAAAGAUACAUGUGAUUCCUUAAUAUUGUUUGUGCAAAUGUUAUAAUAAAAAGCCUAUGCUGGUAGUUUAAGAGUCUGGUUUGAGUAAAAAUCUAGAACUUAUUUUGCUAAGAUGGCUCCCUCUAGUUGUUGAAGUGUCAACUAUACGCGUGUCGUCCAUGUUCCGAAUGUGGUGUGACUUAUUUUUGUUUUGUGUUAAUUUUCAAUAUUAUAUUAUAAAUGUGAAAUGCAACAGUAUGUGUCAUCCGAUAUAGUGGAACUUUGCUCCGGCUGAAUGGAUCCCGCCGUCGCGUGGUAUCAGCCCGAGCAGGAAGGACCCGCGAAGCGCCUGUGGCUUCGUAUCUGGGAAACCCAAAGUGAUAUAGACAAAAUGAACUUGAAAAACUUAGAGAACGCUAACCCUAAUGUGAAUAAAGCGCAAGACUUUAUACCAAUAAAUGAUGUGAACGGUGAAAGUAGGAAUAAUAAUUAUUUUAACCCCGCGCGGAGGAAAAUGAACGAUAACCGCGCAUCGACGUUUAACCUGAACAAAAACCACGAUGCUCUCAUAGGUGAAUACGGGGGCUGUCCGUGGCGGAUACCCAACUAUAAUUAUAAGCCGGGCAUUUUGGGGUUGCACGAGGAGAUCGAGCACUUCUACCUGUACAUGUCUCCGACGGAGACGGAGCACCUGGUGCGCUCGACGGUGGUGAACCGCAUCCGCGGCGCCAUCCUCGCGCUGUGGCCGCAGGCGCGCGUCGAGGUGUUCGGCUCGUUCCGCACCGGCCUCUACCUGCCCACCAGCGACAUCGACCUCGUUGUUAUUGGUCAGUGGGAGAAGCUGCCGCUGCGCACGCUGGAGCGCGAGCUGGUGGUGCAGGACAUCGCGGAGAAGGAGACCAUCAAGGUGCUGGAGAAGGCCACCGUGCCCAUCGUCAAGAUGACCGACAAGUACUCCGACGUCAAGGUGGAUAUAUCAUUCAACAUGAGCAGCGGAGUGAAGAGCGCAGAGCUCAUCAAGCAGUUUAAGGAGAAGUACCCGGUGCUGACGCGGCUGGUGAUGGUGCUGAAGCAGUUCCUGCUGCAGCGCGACCUGAACGAGGUGUUCACGGGCGGCAUCUCGUCGUACUCGCUGAUCCUCAUGUGCAUCAGCUUCCUGCAGCUGCACCCGCGGCCCGAGCGCCUGCGCCAGCCGCACAACCUGGGCGUGCUGCUCAUCGAGUUCUUCGAGCUGUACGGCCGCAAGUUCAACUACGUCAAGACCGCCAUCCGCGUCAAGAACGGCGGCUCCUACGUGUCCAAGGACGAGAUCCAGAAGGAGAUGAACGACGGGCACCGGCCGUCGCUGCUGUGCAUCGAGGACCCGCUGACGCCCGGCAACGACAUCGGCCGCUCCAGCUACGGCGCCAUCCAAGUGAAGCAGGCCUUCGACUACGGCUACAUCAUCCUGCAGCAGGCCAUGGGCGCGGGCUCGGCGCUGCUGGCGCGGCACAGCGCGCUGGGCCGCAUCGUGCGCGUGACGGACCACGUGCUGCAGUACCGGCGCUGGGUGCGCGACACCUUCCAGCCCUACUUCUUCCCGCAGCGCCGGCCCUGCUCGCGCGAGCCCUCGCCCGACGUGUCCGACUCCGACCCGGUCAGUACCCAGCCCUACUGCUUCCCGCAGCGCCGGCCCUGCUCGCGCGAGCCCUCGCCCGACGUGUCCGACUCCGACCCGGUCAGUACCCAGCCCUACUGCUUCCCGCAGCGCCGGCCCUGCUCGCGCGAGCCCUCGCCCGACGUGUCCGACUCCGACCCGGUCAGUACCCAGCCCUACUGCUUCCCGCAGCGCCGGCCCUGCUCGCGCGAGCCCUCGCCCGACGUGUCCGACUCCGACCCGGUCAGUACCCAGCCCUACUGCUUCCCGCAGCGCCGGCCCUGCUCGCGCGAGCCCUCGCCCGACGUGUCCGACUCCGACCCGGUCAGUACCCAGCCCUACUGCUUCCCGCAGCGCCGGCCCUGCUCGCGCGAGCCCUCGCCCGACGUGUCCGACUCCGACCCGGUCAGUACCCAGCCCUACUGCUUCCCGCAGCGCCGGCCCUGCUCGCGCGAGCCCUCGCCCGACGUGUCCGACUCCGACCCGGAGUGGUCAGAUAGCGGGUCGCGCGCGGCCGGCUCGCCGCCCAUCGUGGGCGCCGCCGCGCCGCCGGGCCCGGGCGCCGGCCGCACGUCGCCGCCGCCGCUGUCGGCGCUGCAGUGCUCCUCGCCCACGCCGCGCCGCGUGUCGGCGCACCAGAGCCUCAUCAUCCACCACAUCACCAGCAACUCCGACUUCAACAACAUCCCGUCGGGCGCCUACUCGCGCGCCGGCCGGCCCGACGCCAAGCGCCAGGCCCGCGCCUUCAGCGCCAAGCAGCGGCGCUACGCCUCCCCGCCCGCGCCGCCCCGCCGCGCCCCGCCCGAGCGCCGCAAGCGCCGCCCCGCCGCGCCGCCGCCGCACCCCCUGCGAUGAUACGCGCCGCACCACGCUGCCUAGUGGCGGGCUGCAGCCAGUGAUACGGGACUGCUGUAAACUGCGGGACGCGAGUGUCCGACUAUGUAUAGCGUUACACUGAACUGUUGUACUAUAGCAUAUUCAUAUAACUAAAUACAGCCAGUAGCACACUCUGCCUUACGAAACGCCUCAACAUCACGUGUAUGUCUUCAGCUACUAUAAGUUUUAUUGUCGAUGGCGUUUCGUACGGCGCGAGUGUGUCCACAUUCUGUCUUCCCUGAAGCAUACUCUGUUCAGAAAACAUUGUAAGCCCGCGUGAGUGUGUGGGUGACGAGCUCUGAUGUUCCGUGGAGACGCCUGGCUGCGGGGACAGCUCGGGACAAGUAACAACAUUCACUUACGUACGCUAGUCAUGAUGUUAUUCGUCAAUAGUUCCGACGCCCCAGCCAGGCGAGUGACGCGUGCUAAAUGUACGGAAAUAUACAUAAUUCCCGUUAUCUUAUGAUGGAAUCUUAUGAUAAUUAAUAUAUGACGUCGGCUUAUACACAAUAAGACGUGAAGCCCCGAGCCCCCGUAUCAAUGGUUUAGUUCGACUAGUUAUAAUGUUGCUAGUACCUAAUUACAUUGAAGAGACCGUAUCAACGGGUCACUAUCGUAAACGGAUCAUUGGCAUAAGUCGCAUAUCGUUGCAUUUCGUUUGUUAUAAUAUCAUGAAAGUUCUACAAUAUAAUCUACAUAAUCCUGUAAGUGUUUAACUUAGAAUCAAUGCAAUUUUACUUGUCAUGUGUACCAUCUAUCCAACUCGUGUACUAGCAAUAUUAUACGCAUUCGCUCGGUUUCCGUUUGUCGGUUAUAGUUCGCUAAAGCGUAACGCGAUAACUUCCAGCUAGUUAUUCUUACAUAGAUGGGUCCUAUGUCUAUGCAGAAUUGAAAAUUUGAAAUUUAGAAUAAUUUAUUAAAAAAAUGAAUAUAAUCUGAAAAGUUUUAGUUGUCUGAUGAUGGCAAUUGUCAGGCUAUUAAAUAUGAAAAUAGUUGAAAUCUUUUAGUUUAGCUUUGACAACGUCGGUUAUACGUGUCGUGAGAUAACCUGAGGAGCGGAUACAGAUGGCACAUGCUAUGCAGCAAUACUUCUACUGAGGCUCGAUCAUCAGUGGUUGUGUAGACGGGUCGGUACUGCAUACAUACAUAGCAUACUAGUUGAUAGCAUUCAGUGAUGAACUCGACAGUUGCCUUAAUUCAGAUGAACACCACGCUAGCUGUUAAGUCAUCAAUUGUUUGUGCGUUUGUGAUUACUUCUGCUCAACAAUGCAAUAUACAAGAAUUGGUUGCUUCUUAAAUAUGAUCUUAUGAAUUCACAAGGCGUAUCAAUAUACAUUGUACCUAUUAGUACACUUCUCAAAUCAAAUAAAAAGUAAAAAAAAAAAAAAAAAACAAA
Messenger RNA from Helicoverpa zea (corn earworm), 3973 nucleotides. RefSeq names its product non-canonical poly(A) RNA polymerase protein Trf4-1-like. Lineage: Eukaryota; Metazoa; Arthropoda; Insecta; Lepidoptera; Noctuidae. Gene Ontology annotation, molecular function: mRNA binding; poly(A) RNA polymerase activity. Gene Ontology annotation, cellular component: TRAMP complex; nucleolus. The transcript has 6 exons. Bases 361 to 2556 code for a protein of 731 amino acids. Gene Ontology annotation, biological process: RNA 3'-end processing. The record is from RefSeq and is a predicted model, not a curated record.